AUGCGAAAUGUCCUGCUCAGCGGCCCAUUCAUCCCUGAAAUUAACGUCGGGUAUAACGUGCAGGCGAACGGGGUCAGCAUUAAUUUCUUAAAAGACCCCUUUUGCUUCAGGGACAAAAGGAUGAAAAUCGUAAAUUCUAAACGGAGUGAAAGGGAUCCCAGUGAAGGGGCCCUUCCAAAUGGUGAAAAUGAAGACACGGUGAACCCUUUGAUAACCCUGGAAGCGACUGAAUUGCAGGGAUGCGUUUAUCAAGGUGGCCGAACAUUUGGGGGAGCUGCGCCAUAUGAAGAUGGCUUAGCAUAUGAGGAUGGGUUAGCAUAUGAGGAUGGCUUAGAAUAUGAAGGUGGAUUGUCAUAUGAAGAUGGCUUGGCAUAUGCAGGUGGCUUAACAUAUGCAGGUGGCUUACCACGCAGGAGCGGUCGUUUCCCGCUUGACGAAUCCAGCAACAUACCCGGGGAAGUGAAGAAUGCCUCUCUCUAUGACGAGAAAAUGAAGUAUGCCCUGCAGAGCGCAGAAAGGGAAAGGAUCUUCGAAAUGCCAAAGCUGGAUAUAAGAAACAAAUAA
Messenger RNA from Plasmodium inui San Antonio 1, 564 nucleotides. RefSeq lists its product as hypothetical. NCBI's taxonomy places the organism in Eukaryota, Apicomplexa, Aconoidasida, Haemosporida, Plasmodiidae. The transcript has a single exon. Bases 1 to 564 code for a protein of 187 amino acids. The record is from RefSeq and is a predicted model, not a curated record.